AUGCAUUCGCGCGCGACGACGUCGCACUUUUCCGCCGCCUCGCCGACGUUCGCCGCGUCGCGCGGCGUCUCGAGCGCACCCCAGCGCUCGAGACGCGGGCGCGAGACGUGGACGCGGGCGUUUGACUCACCGGGCGAGGCUCGGGAGCGUCGGCCGUGGGCGGUGUCGCUGGCGAGGGUGUUCGAGUGGGAGGACGUGCUCGAGGCGUCGAGCGGCGACGGUUACGACGACGAGUCGACGAGCGAUGACGAUGAAACCGGCGAGAGAACGGGCAAGGCGAGCGCCCCGACGCGAGGUACUAGUGAUGAGUUCGUCAUCGUCGACGGCGCGAACGUCGCGUGGGGAUUGGCGCAGAAAUUGAAGAGUCGGUUUCAAGCGAAGACGCGCGUGCCGAUGUCCGCAGCCGUGGUCAUGGCGUUGGAUUACGAGCCUUGGCUCAGGCGAGGAUUGAAGACGCACGCGUUCAUUCCGCGAGAGUACGUCGUCGGAUACGUGAACUCGGUGUGCGAUGGUGGCGGAUUAGGGACGGUGAACGCAGACGUGGUGGAGUAUUUAGGUAAAGGCGUGUGGUGCAACCGACGACUGAUGGACGAGGUGGAAAAGGGACGAAUCACGCUCGUCUCGCGAGCGGGCGACGACGGGCGAGGGUCGCGCAAGGCGGAUGAUUUGACGAUUCUGCGACGCGCGAAGGAGGCUGACGCGUGGAUAUGCAGUAACGACAAGUUUCGCGAUCAUAGACGAGAGCGAGACAUUGGAUUUAGCGGCGGCAAGGCGAUGAAGGAGUUCGCGCGACUGCGCAGAAUAGAUCACAACUUUGUCGUCGCGCCGGGCUUAGACGACGUCACCCUCGACGCGAUGCUCGAAGCGAGCGAAUGGAACCCACGCGUGGGUUCGCAUCACUUCGAUGCGUACGACGGACCUCGCCGCGCGCCGCCGCGCGUCGGCGCCGACGCCGUCUCGCCGCCGUACCACGCGAUGCCGCACGCCGUGCUUCCGAUUUAUUUCGAGCCGUUACCCACGGAUUCGAUGAAAACCGCGCGUAAAACGUUUCUCGAGCGCAAGGACUGGGAACUACCGAGGAUCAAGUGA
Ostreococcus lucimarinus CCE9901 is the source of this 1089-nucleotide messenger RNA. RefSeq lists its product with no specific name. The coding region runs from base 1 to 1089 and encodes 362 amino acids. The transcript has a single exon. The record is from RefSeq and is a predicted model, not a curated record. Lineage: Eukaryota; Viridiplantae; Chlorophyta; Mamiellophyceae; Mamiellales; Bathycoccaceae.